AUGACUGACUCUGCCAUACUGCCAGUCCUGAGGACAGAACCUGAACCUGCAUUGCUUGCCAGGAAGGACAGGAACAGUGGAUUCCCACUCCUUGGUCAUACUCCAGCAGAGAGAGGAGAGUGCAAACCACAGAAUCAAACAGGUUACUCAGAAUUCUUGCUCCUGGGACUCUCAGAUGAUCCAGAAAUGCAGCCUCUUCUGUUUGCGGUGUUCCUGUCCUUGUACCUGGUGAUCAUGAUUGCGAACCUACUCAUUAUCCUGGCUGUCGUCUCUGACUCUCACCUCCACACACCUAUGUACUUCUUCCUUUGUAAUUUGUCUUUAACUGACAUCAUCUUCAGCACCACUACAGUUCCCAAGAUGCUGGUGAACCUCCAGACAUCCAGCAAAUCCAUCACCAAUGCAGAAUGCCUAACUCAGGUUACGUUUUUUAUUCUUUUUGGAUGUUUGGACAGUCUACUUCUGGCUGUGAUGGCCUAUGACCGGUUGGUGGCCAUUUGUCAGCCCCUACACUACCUGGUCAUCAUGAACCCCCGUACCUGUGGCUUGUUGGUUCUGCUGUCAUUUUUCUUCAGCUUUUUGGACUCCCAGCUGCACUACUUGAUGGUGUCACAACUUACCUUCUGUGCAGAUGUGGAAAUCCCUCAUUUCUUUUGUGACCCUUCUCAGCUCCUCAACCUUGCCUGUUCAGACACCUCUACCAAUAACAUAUUGAUCUAUUUUGUUGGUGCCAUAGUUGCUGGUGUUCCACUCUCAGGGAUCCUUUUCUCUUACUAUAAAAUUGUUUCCUCCAUUGCGAGGAUCCCAUCAUCAGUUUCAAAAUAUAAAGCCUUCUCCACCUGUGGUUCUCAUUUGUCAGUAGUUUGCUUAUUUUAUGGAACAGGCCUUGGGGUGUACCUCAGUUCAGCUGUCUCAUCUUCCCUGAGGAAGGAUGCAGUGGCCUCGGUGAUGUACACUGUGGUCACCCCCAUGUUGAACCCUUUCAUCUACAGCCUGAGGAACAGAGACAUCAAGAGUGCCCUAUGGAGGCUUCUUAGGGUAUAUUCCUAG
Molossus molossus (Pallas's mastiff bat) is the source of this 1050-nucleotide messenger RNA. RefSeq names its product putative gustatory receptor clone PTE01. Gene Ontology annotation, molecular function: olfactory receptor activity; G protein-coupled receptor activity. The record is from RefSeq and is a predicted model, not a curated record. Gene Ontology annotation, cellular component: membrane. The coding region runs from base 1 to 1050 and encodes 349 amino acids. The transcript has 3 exons. NCBI's taxonomy places the organism in Eukaryota, Metazoa, Chordata, Mammalia, Chiroptera, Molossidae. Gene Ontology annotation, biological process: G protein-coupled receptor signaling pathway.